AUGUUAGACACUGGAGCCACGAAUUCUAUUAUCACCGAACAAGCUCUUCGGACAACGAAACACAAGAAAUUUUACGCAAAAUCUCCCUAUCUUUUAUAUCAAGCGGACGGCCAUUCUCCACUAAAAACAAUUGGUGUAAUAGAACUCGAAAUCAAAAUUAAUUCAGUCAUCACCACCAUAUUAGCACAUGUUGUAAAAGAUUUAUCAGUUAACUGUUUACUCGGCAUGGACUACAUCAACAAAUAUAAACUUGAUAUUAGUGCAUACACACAAACAGUUAUCGUCAGAACAGAUAAAACAUCAAUAUCUAUUAAUAUCGAUCCAAAUCCAGAAAAUCUAUCCCUGCCAGUAAAAUUAAUCAAUCCAAUCCGUAUCCCUCCCUAUCAACAUAUAUUAGCAAAGGUAUCAGCUGGUAUUUCAUCGGCUUCGGUACUAUUUCGUCCAUCGUUUAAUUUUAAUCAGCGAUUACCCCUUCUCAUGACAAAUUCCGUGCUAAACGUUCAAAAGCAUUCAACGAAAGUUUCUAUUUAUAAUCCAACAAAUUACCCAUAUUACAUACCAGAAGGAGUUAUACUUGGCACAAUUAAAUUUCAAUCACCUGAACAGAAACAAAUUUCUCAUUCUCCUCAUGUUAAUAUAAUUGUAAAUCAACCAUGUGCGCGAGAUAAUAUUGAAGAACUUAUAAACAUAUUGAAGAUCCUCAACAGUAUUUAG
This is a messenger RNA of Didymodactylos carnosus, 714 nucleotides long. The record is from the annotation of a GenBank genome assembly. NCBI's taxonomy places the organism in Eukaryota, Metazoa, Rotifera, Eurotatoria, Philodinida, Philodinidae.